AUGUCCCUUACCAAACCCGCGAUGGACUGCUCACAUACAUUCCUAGGACCUGAGAUCAUCCUUCAGAAGCAGUUUCGACCACCCGUUGACAAGGUCACAAUCGAGGUCCCGGCAGGCCUGAUCGAUGCCGGAGAGACAGCAGAAGAAGCGGCUGUCCGGGAGCUUAGGGAGGAAACAGGUUAUGUGGGUAAGGCGUCCGCUACAUCACCUAUUAUGUUCAACGACCCUGGCUUCUGUAACACAAAUUUAAGGAUGAUUCACGUCACAAUCGACACGAGCCUACCCGAAAACCAGGAUCUGAAGCCGGAGCUGGAGGAGAAUGAAUUCAUUGAGGUCUUCUACGUACCUUUGGCUACUCUCUGGGACGAACUGAAGAAGCUCGAGGCAGAUGGAUUUGCGAUCGACGCUCGGGUAGGGACGCUGGCUGAGGGUAUCGAGUUGGCGAAGGCCUUCAAGUUCUGA
Molecule: messenger RNA, 462 nt
Organism: Phaeoacremonium minimum UCRPA7
Lineage: Eukaryota; Fungi; Ascomycota; Sordariomycetes; Togniniales; Togniniaceae
Product: putative adp-ribose pyrophosphatase protein
Exons: 2
Coding region: 1-462 (153 amino acids)
Biological process (GO): ribose phosphate metabolic process; nucleoside phosphate metabolic process
Cellular component (GO): cytosol; nucleus
Molecular function (GO): ADP-ribose diphosphatase activity
Source: RefSeq, a predicted model, not a curated record